This is a messenger RNA of Batrachochytrium dendrobatidis JAM81, 1476 nucleotides long. Its product is annotated as oxidative DNA demethylase. Gene Ontology annotation, molecular function: L-ascorbic acid binding; peptidyl-proline dioxygenase activity; iron ion binding. Gene Ontology annotation, cellular component: cytoplasm. The coding region runs from base 1 to 1476 and encodes 491 amino acids. The record is from RefSeq and is a predicted model, not a curated record. NCBI's taxonomy places the organism in Eukaryota, Fungi, Chytridiomycota, Chytridiomycetes, Rhizophydiales. Gene Ontology annotation, biological process: peptidyl-proline hydroxylation; regulation of translational termination. The transcript is spliced from 3 exons.
AUGAGUAAUGAAAACACUUUAGAAAAGAGAACUGCGAUCACCAAUGAUAUUGAGUCGGCAGCAAAGAAACAUUGCUCUUCAGCAGCUUCUGCAUUCACAGCAGUUGGAUUUAAUUCCAUGUAUCAGUCCCAUGAAUGCAUUGCUCAUAUGGGUAACGCAUUUCAGCAAGGCCAAUCCACCACUUAUCCAUUGGUCAGCGACAAACCAUCUGCUCAAGUAUAUGCUAAUCCAUUUCGAGCAGUAACACUCUCCUCCAUCUUUUGUCCAGCAUUUCUUUCAAAAGUUCGCUCUGCCCUUCUCGCCCAACCUUUUGAACUUAAAUCCAACGAUCUUUAUCAUUUUUAUCAAUCCAAUGAUUUGAAAACCACAUCUGAUCCAGUGCUAGCUACACUACGAGAUACUAUCUAUUCACUACCGUUUGUAAAAUUUAUCGAGGAAAUCACUGGAAUGAAACUGAGCAAAACCGUUGAUUUGAGUGGUCAUCGAUAUCCUGAAAACGGAUAUCUGUUGUGUCACGAUGACGCUAUUGGAAGUGUUGAGGAUGGAAGACGAAUUGCAUUUAUUAUUUACUUGGUAGAAGAGGAUUGGUGUGCUGAUGAUGGGGGUAUGCUACAACUGUUUGAUUGUGAUGAUCAGGGAAAUCCGUCACGGAUUGUCAGUUCAAUCGUGCCGCAAUGGAACUCUAUGGCAUUUUUCGAGGUAUUGCCUACUUCGCAUCAUGAGGUACAACAAGUCUUUUGCGCUCGCGAUCGAGUAUCUAUCAGUGGAUGGUUUCAUGGUCCUCCACAAACCAUCCCAAAGGCACCCACAUCUGACAUGUUGUCCACUCAUCCAGCUCUUAAAAAGUGGUUGAAUCCAACCUAUCUUGUUGAUAAAAACAUGGCUGCCAUUCAGUCUCGCAUGGCACACGAAUCGACUGUAGAACUUCAACAAUUUCUCAACCCUGAUCAAUACAUGCUACUAAAAAAUGCAUUGGAUCAAGCUUCUUUCGACUGUAUUCUUGGACCGGCCAAUAUACAACGCGUGAGAGUGUUGGGCGACACGGAAGUGCCUGCACCAGAAUAUAUUCAACUGAUUGACGAGUUUAAAGGACUGCUUAAAUCAAACGUCUUUUCCGUGUAUUUAGAAUCUAUAAGCGGAUUAGAGUUGAAACGAGCUCCUGCAACAGCCUCGUUAAGAUGUUUUGGACCUGGUGACUACACACUUAUGCACGAUGGAGGUCAGGAACCACUUGGAUUAGAUGUUGUUUUUUCCUGUCCAGUUGGUGAGGAACAUGUUGAAUGGAACGAUACUGUGUGGAGUGGUGGUAUGCAUUACGUUUUUGAAAAAGAAACCUUGUUAUCCUUGUUCCCAAAAGAAAAUACUUUAUUUUUAGUCUAUAGAGAUCAAGGUACCAUGCGAUUUGUGAAAAUGCUCACUGCCAAGUGCGAGAAACUUCGUCGUGAAGUGUCUUUGGUAUAUGAAGAGCAUAAAUAA